AUUCGAGGAACCUUACAUUAAUUGCAUCAUUAAUUGGUAUUAUUUUGCGAAAGCAUGCGUACAACAGGCCCUCUUUUCACAUUUGCUAGUCAGAUCCAAGAUCAAGGUCUUUGUAAUACUCUUAAUAGUUUUUUGACUGUUAAAAAAAUGUUUUCCUACUGGAGCAAAAAGAGUAUUCCAAGCAAAGUUGAAGAAAAAAGAAAUGAAACAUAUGUGUCUAUAAACGAAAGUAUUUCACAAACAGAAGUAAAAAUGGAAAAGGAAAAGAUGGUACUAUCGACUACAGAUAGGCACGUCCUUGAAUUUCAUGAUUUUCUAAGGCGUGUUCAGACGUUACAGAUGUCCCAUAUUGAGGCUAACAAAAACCAAGAUUUAAUAGUUAAUCGACCCAAUAUGUGCAGCUCGACAGCAGUUGAGGUCGGCGAGGAACCUGCUACCUCAUCGGAAGCUGAUAAUAUUGAUAUGGAAUAUCCUCACCUCACAAGUGAAUGUGAUUAUAUGCCAGUGGCUACUACCAAUAUUCGGGUAACAGUUGGUAUUGACAAAGAUUUAGAGAUGAUUCUUGAAAUGGAUCCGAGUAUUGUUGAUUUAGGUGAUAUUAGCAUUGCCGAAACUGCAGAGCCGCGUAUAGUGGGUUUACCUCCACUUUCGGGUGGACCGACAUUCAAAACUGCCACUCCUACUUCACGGACGCAACUGAAACUUCAGUUACAACGGGAACAACAUCAGCAACAACAAAUGAUGAUACAGCAACAGACACUAGAUUCGCCGGACCCAAAAGUUCACCUGUUAUUUGGCGGUGGUCAGGGAUCCAUGGAGUCUGAAUUUAUCGACAGCGGUAGUACCAGUGCUUGUGGAAGUGGAUCAUCUAGCUUAGAACAAAUGUCGCAACUAGUGCAAAUGGAUAAUUUAAUUGAUUCGUCAACUGCAGCUAAACUUAAAGUUCCUCUUCAAAGUAUUGGCGUAGAUGUGCCACCCCAAGUGCUGCAGGUCAGUACAGUUCUUGAAAACCCGACCAGGUAUCACGUUAUUCAAAAGCAAAAAAAUCAAGUGAGACAAUAUCUCAGCGAAUCCCUAAAGCCAUCUAUAUGGGGCUGUCAUAACAGCGAAAUGAAACUGGCAAAUAACUCUGCGUCGACCGGUAACCUUCAGAGUUCAUCCUUAGAGAAAGGUGUCAGCCUUCCGUUGGAGCGUACAAAUAGUUUUGGGUGUGACACGGCUGUUACUGCCAAAAGACCAAAUCAUUCCGACGACUCGAUGCCGAUUUCCUUCUUUGGUGGCAAUUUUCCAAGAAGUGAUAACUUAAAUUCCAACGAUCCAAGUUUACUGGGACGUAUUAACCAUGUUUCUGCAGAAUCAGCAAGUGCUCAAAAAAACAUCCAUUUGGGAUUUGUUAAAGCUAAUUCAAAUCUUAGUUCUUCUACUACGCGUACAUCUUCGGGAAUGAUUAACUCAAUAAGGCUUUCUAGUACAGCAAGCUCUUCGCAGUCUACUUCAGCACCGAUUUCGCCAAGUUUGAGUUCGGUUGCAACAAGUGCUUCGGAGCUACCAUCAUUCGACAGCGAUCCAGAUGAUCUUUUUGAUGAUAUAUUGCAAAAUGAUUCGUUUAACUUCGAUACAAACUUUAACUCGGAGCUUUCAAUUAAGCAGGAGCCUCAAAAUUUGACUGACGCUGAAAUAAAUGCCCUAGCUAAAGACAGGCAAAAGAAGGAUAACCAUAAUAUGAUUGAGCGCAGGCGACGGUUUAAUAUUAAUGACAGAAUCAAAGAGCUUGGCACUCUUUUGCCAAAGGGUAGUGAUGCCUUUUACGAAGUUGUUCGAGAUAUUCGUCCAAACAAAGGGACAAUUUUAAAGUCUUCUGUUGACUACAUAAAAUGCUUGAAACAUGAGGUGUCUCGCUUAAGACAAAAUGAGUGUCGUCAACGUCAAAUGGAGUUGCAAAAUCGAAAACUCAUGUCCCGAAUAAGGGAGUUGGAAAUGCAAGCGAAGUCUCACGGAAUAUCUUUAUCAGACUACCAUUUAACAUCAGUGUCGGCGCCGACUCAAGCUGACGCUUAUCUUAAAAGUUCAAGUCUGUCGCCAUCUGUUUCUCGAAGUCGUCGAUCACUUUUUGACCUACCCGUUGAGAAAAAAAUACAAGUUAUAAACAGAAGUGAUGUUAAUAUGGGAAUGAAUCAGAUCGAUGAACUCAUGGAGGAUUGCAAGCACCCAGUACAAGGCGGGGACCCGAUGUUGUCUUCCCAUAGUCACAUGCAUUCUGCACCACAAUCACCUACCGCAAAUCAAUUGAAUUGUGCAAGCUAUGAACCAAAGAAAGUCUCGGAAGUUGAUGCAGGCAUAUUUAGGGGAAAGUCUAACUUAGUAGCAGAUGAAUGUUGCAGCAUCAAUUGUAGUACUUCUUGUUAUAGUCAGCAUCAGCUGCCCACACUCGAAAGUCAUCCAAAUCAUUGUCACCAACCCAGUAUACGAGAUAUCCACAGUUUAUCGGAUUCAGUUCAAAGCUCUGAGUUUAGUAGGCUUGAACAUUGCGAUGGCAACCAUGAUCCACUACUGUCAUCUUCUAGGUCACUUGGCGCAGUAGACGAAGAUCAUCAUAGUUCUGUUGAUAUACCUGCUGUCAUGAUAAACGACUCACUUUCCUCAUUGGUAGAUGACACCCACAGUGAACCCAUGAUUCUUACUUCUGACACGUUAGAUAUUGACUUAUAGGCAAACAAAAUAUUUAGGAACACUCUUAGUUUAUAUUUAAAAUUCGUUGAGGUAGAAGGCUUUAACUUAAAUUCUGAUAGUUCAAUCCAAUCAAGUGUCUUAAAAUUUAAAAAAUGGAGGCCCUGAAAGGUCGUUAGCAUGCAAUUUUAGAACGAAAGCCUCAACAACCUAUUCAAAACGGUAUUUUACACAAUUUAUAAAAUUUGAUAGGUAAAUAUGUUUUUAAAAAAUGUAUAAUUGUUACUUUACCUUAAUUGUUAUUUAUAGUCGGUCUAACCGACAAAAACUAUUAUAUAUUUGUUACUUUAGUUGUAAUAAUAGGAAACUUGUGGACUGUGAGGAAAAAAAAUAAAUAUAAAAAUACUUAGUGUUGGCAUACAUUUUUUUCUAAAACAUUUUGAAAAGUAAAAGGUAUCUUACCUUAUUGCCAAGAAGUGGCAAUUUUAUACUCUUGCAGAGGGUACUAUAAUUUCAGUCAGAAGUUUGCAAAGCAGUGAAGGUGACAUUUCCGACCAUAUGAUGUAUAUAUAUUCUUGAUGAGCAUCGAGAGUCAAUCUAUUGGUGUCCGUUUGCCCGUCUUAGUUGUAAAGCUAUCUGCGUAAAACUUUCCCAAAAAAUGUUUUACUGUUGCAAGUAAUAUAGAACGAGCGGGAUCUGACGAAGUAUGAUAUAUGAUGUAGCUCCCAUAGGAACAAUUGAAAAAAAACAACAUUAUUACUUAUGGUAAGAUAUUUCAAAAAUUAUAGUUUUAUUUUUAUUAUAAUAAGACGAAUAUAUCAUAUUGCUCUCAUUGAAACUAUCAUACAAAUAAAAACAAAUAAAUGAAACAAAUUGGAACUUCGGUGUUGUUCAAUUGCCAUGCAUUUCCUUUGAUAUAUAUUAAAUGGUUUAUUUUUGAAUUACGGUUUUAAUGUAAUUAACGAUAUCAUGUAGCUGUAAUUGGAACGAUCGAAAAAUGCAUCGGUAAAUCAACAUAACUUCACUGCUUUAUAGGCAUACAAUUCGGAAUAAAGUUGGCAUGCAGAAUUUUUAAAAUUUUGCUUGCCGAAGCUUGCUUCCUUUCUUGUUUUUAUAAUAUUUGCUAAUUGCCAAUUGGGCGGGAGUUAGUAAGUAGAUUUUGUCCCGCUUUUAAUACCCGUUACUGGAAUAAAAAGGGUAUAUUGUAUUAGUUUACAAGUAUAUAACAGGUAGAAGAUAGCGACCAUAUAAGGUAUAUAUAUUCUUUAUAUUCAAUAGCCGAGUCGAUCUAGCCAUGUCCGUCUGUCUGUCCAUCUGUAUUUUACAAAAAAUAAGUUUAUUUUUAAUUUGCGUUAUCAUUUAUCUCAGCUGUUGCUCCAAAAUUCAGCUCUUCGAAUCUUAAGCACUAUAACAACCUAUAAAAACUGAAAAUGACAGUUAUAGGGUAUUUCCACAGAGAUCUAACCACCUUCCAUAAUGGUCCAUAAUGUUUUACCGUUCAAAAAACUUAACAGUUAGUCUGCCGUUAAAAUUUGACGGACUUUGACGGACUAAAUUAUGCGAUGUUCCUGCGGUGCAGCCCUCUUUCUAUCCCUGAAAAAACCGUUGGGAUAUUUGAAAAAAGCUAAACUCCUGUUUCCACAGAGCACAUCCACCUUCCACCUUCCGAUUUCAGCUGAUCUUAACAGCUGUAGCUCAUCGAAACAUAAACAAAGAUGGUUGACCUGUUGACUUUGCUCAUCGUCACUACGUGGACGGCCGCCCACAGUGAUAAUUGUCGAUUUUGUGGGCCAGUGCAAAUCGCCAAAACGAGAGUGAGCCAACCCCAGAACGCCCAGCCGCUUUAAAGAGUUGUAGCGAAACAGUUGAAGCGAACCAUUCACACAGAAACCCGCUGAUGCCAAAACAGCUCAUCGGCCUACCACAUGUAAACACACCUUAAAGGAAGAAGAAGAGAACACAAAAUUCAAUGUUCCCGCCAUUAAACUGGAUAUUAACGCUAAACUAAAUACAAUUUUAACAUUCGCAA
This is a messenger RNA of Drosophila gunungcola (fruit fly), 4696 nucleotides long. RefSeq lists its product as uncharacterized. The record is from RefSeq and is a predicted model, not a curated record. Gene Ontology annotation, molecular function: DNA-binding transcription factor activity, RNA polymerase II-specific; RNA polymerase II cis-regulatory region sequence-specific DNA binding; protein dimerization activity. Gene Ontology annotation, cellular component: nucleus. Gene Ontology annotation, biological process: regulation of transcription by RNA polymerase II. The coding region runs from base 55 to 2709 and encodes 884 amino acids. NCBI's taxonomy places the organism in Eukaryota, Metazoa, Arthropoda, Insecta, Diptera, Drosophilidae. The transcript is spliced from 9 exons.